This is a messenger RNA of Ixodes scapularis (black-legged tick), 2277 nucleotides long. RefSeq lists its product as uncharacterized. The transcript is spliced from 3 exons. Lineage: Eukaryota; Metazoa; Arthropoda; Arachnida; Ixodida; Ixodidae. The record is from RefSeq and is a predicted model, not a curated record. Bases 1 to 2277 code for a protein of 758 amino acids.
AUGCCGGGUGAAGCGGUGCCGGGCGAUGCGGUGCCGGGUAGUGCGGUGCGGGGUGAUGCGGAGCCUCAGAGGAAGCAAAGAAAGCGAAGGAAGCGCUACAAGGAGUACUUGUGGGAUCGAAGUUAUGAAAUGCCGGGGCGCACGAAGCGCAGAUUAGACAAGGGAAAUGCAGUUGGAAGCGUCGCUGGCGCCAGUGAUGCUGCGUCCCCUCCUGCAACCGGAGAGAACUCAGCGGCGUCAAACGACAUGCACGGUGCAAAUGACGCGAUGCAGACGACCCCUUCAUGCGACGCCACUACUACAGAAUCCUCGAGUGGUGACGAGAACAUCCCUCCCACCGCUACUAACGCGGUGCCGAGCACACCACCGAACAGGGACGACGGUGCAGACUCAUCGAGCAGCGAGGACGGUGCAGACUCAUCGAGCAGCGACGAAAGUGUCCUUCCUGCAGCUAGUGAGACUGGCUCAGUACCGUCAGAAAUCAGCGAACUGGAUGACAAGCUCUAUCCUGGCUGCCGAAUCAGCCAAGGUGAAAGCCUCCUGCUGGUAAUGGGCCAUAGCCUGCGCCACCAUGGUACAAAAGAAGCGACUGAAAGCCUGCUUCAGGUGAUUGAAGCACACCUGCCGGAAGGAACGUCGUUUCCAAUGUCGAAGUACCUCUUUUAUAAGCAGUUUUCAGGGUGUAAAAAGCUAGCUAAGCUUCAUUUCUACUGCCCAGACACUAUGCUGUAUCUUGGUGCUCCUAAUGAUGAGGACACUGACAUCCUCUGUUCUGAUUGUGAAAGCAGGCACACAAUUUCGAACUUGACAAAAAAUGGCACUUUUUUUAUUACACUUGACAUUGAAAGUCAGUGCCGUGACAUCCUAGAGGAUCCAAAAAGCUCAGUGUUGCUAAAACCGAAGAAGGUGUCGCUUGAUGUUGGGGACAUCACAUUUAGCAAGGCCUACAAUGAGUUGCCCCUGACACCAAGCGACAUCAGUUUCACAUGGAACACUGAUGGUGUACCUCUGUAUGAAUCAUCGAAGUUCAGUGUCUGGCCCCUGCAGCUGCAGAUGAAUGCAGAGAAAGCAGAGCGCAAUGCCACACCAUGCCGUGGCAUUAAAGGCGUGUCUGUUCUCCUGCUCCUAGCUUUUUUUAAGUUUCCUACAGGCUUCGUAGUCGACUACAUGCAUGCUGUGUGUUCAGGGUUUGUGAAGUACACGACAUGCAUGUGGUUCGACUGCAAGUCAGCGUUCCCAUUUAGCAUGGGAGGUAAGAUCUCUGUCGUUGACAGUAGGUUGCUGAGCCUUCAACCAAUUCAUGAGAUGUCAAGGCUCCCUCGUUCUUUGGUGCACAGGCGGUACUGGAAGUCCUCGGAAUGGCGCAAUUGGUUGCUGUAUUUUUCUCCAGUUGUUCUUAGGGGACUUCUUCCACCUGUGUACUACAAGAACUGGGUACAGUUUGUUUAUUUAAUGCAUUUUCUUUUGAAGGAAUCCAUACCUUUAGAUGAGCUUCGAAGUGUUGCGAAACAAAUGAAACUUUUUCUAAAAGAAUAUGAAAAACUGUAUGGCAAAGAACACAUCACAUACAAUGCACACCUUCUUUUGCCUCUUGUUGACUCUGUAAGAGAAUGGGGUCCGUUGUGGAACUAUUCAGCCUAUUCAUUUGAAAACAUGAACGGUUCCAUUGUCAAGCUUGUCAACGGUACACGGUAUGCACACUGGCAGAUUGUGGAGAAGUACCUUAUUAUGUCAGCUCUGCCAAAGCUAUGUAGCCGUAGCACUUUUUUUUCUCAAUCGUCUGCUGGUCAUUUAAUGACAACAUUGAUCAAACACUAUAAGUUGAAGAAAUUCUGUACAUGCCUGUCUGGCUGUGUCUUUUAUGGCAAAUCUGAGGUAUCUCCUGAAGGCAUCUCCUUCAGUAAGGUUAGAAUGAACGGAGUCCUGUUUUGUGUUGAGCGGCUGGACAAGUCUCGUCGGCUGAACUCUUACGUAGAGGCAGUGUGUGAUGAUGGAAGCCAUGUUUUGGGAAGAAUUGUGUCUAUUUUUUCGAGAACGCAGGGUUGUCACAUGUCUGAUCAAUCUGAAAGCUCUGUAUUAUUUUAUGUUCAGGAGCUGAGAUGUCAAUCGGUGCUUAUGGAUCUCCCUAUGAUGACCAGAAACUUUUCUUGCGUGCAAUUGACCAAUCGUGUUGUGAAGGCAAAUGCAUUCUCAGCCAAGAAGUGUGUUGCCCUUAAAGUCGAAGGAAGUCUGUUUUUAUGUUGUGUUGAUCAGACAUACAUGUUUGAGGCUGUUUAA